UGGAAUCAAUAAAGUCCAUUGUUUUCUCAUUCUAUUAUAUAUUUGUCAAGGCAACAGUAACAAAUUUAUCGCGAAGUAGGAGUCCAAUAAGUGUAUUUUUAUUUUGCUCGAGGAUUACGUGGAACCCAGAUUAAUUGAAAAAACAAUGUUUAUCUUACCUCUUCUGUCACACUUGGUGAUUGUCAUAGUCUUCUUGAUUUUGGUCCUGAUAGCCUUCUAUAAAUGGAGUUUUCUUUACUGGAAAAGGCGAAACAUACCCUUUCUGGAACCAUCAAUUCCAUUUGGCAGUUUGAUGAAUAUGUUGACAAGAAAAAUAUCAAGGAUAGAAGAGCUAACAAUGAUGUACAACGAAUGUAAGAAAAGAGGUUACAAGCACUGUGGAAUCUGGCAACUGGCAGAUCCCACUUACUUCGUUGUUGACUUGGAAUUGCUGAAGAACAUCUGCAUCAAAGAUUUUGAACACUUUGUUGACAGAGGGUUUUACUUCAACGAAAAGGAUGAUCCCAUAAGCGCUCACCUCUUAUCCCUUGAUGGAGACAGAUGGAAAACUCUACGGAAACAGUCAUCGACAAUUUUCUCGGGCGCUAAAUUGAAAGGAAUGUUUCCAAAUGUGUUGGCUUGUGCUGAAAGUUUGGAAAACUACGUCGCCUCUCUAGUUGAGAACGGCUCUCAGCCUGUGAAUGUAAAAGAUAUAGCCUCCUCUUUUGCAGUAGACUCAGUGGGGUCCUCUACACUGGGAAUCAAAUGCAGAGGUUUUACAGACCCAGACAAGAAGUUCAUUCACUACUCAAAACAAGCGUUGGAAACCGAUAGAAAAUCGCAAUUGAGGAUGCUUUUUGGUAUAUUCUUUCCAAACGCCGCCAGAAAAAUGGGUAUGAGACAGCAGAACAAAGAUAUUGGCGAUUUUUUCACAAAUGUUAUAUGUGAUACUGUUCAAAAAAGAAAAGCACAAAACGUGGAAAGAAACGAUUUUCUUCAGUUGCUUAUGAAUUUGAAAAACAAGAACGAAAUAUCUUCCAAUGGACCCAAACUUACAAUGAACAACGUUGCAGCUCUCAGUUUUGGUCUCUUCAUAGGUGGUUUUGAAACGAGUACUUCAUCUUUCACAUUUUGCAUGUUUGAACUUGCCAGUCAUCAAAACAUUCAGGACAAAGUCAGAGAGGAGGUUAAAACGGUUUUAGCCAGACAUAACAAUGAGUUUUCGUACGAAUCCUUGGGAGAAAUGAAAUAUCUACGACAAGUAUUGGAUGAAAAUUGGAGAUUACAUCCACCAGCCCAUACAAUCAAUAGGAGGUGCACUAAGGAUUACAAGGUUCCCGGAGAAGACCUCAUAAUUGAAAAAGGAACGAAUGUUUUGGUCACCAUAACUGGAAUACACCGAGAUCCUGAAUACUAUCCUAAUCCACUGGUGUUCGAUCCAGAUCGUUUCAGUGAAGAGAAUAAGAAAAAGAUACCACCAUUCGCUUUCAUUCCCUUUGGAGCAGGCCCCAGGAUAUGCAUUGGUGAAAGAUUUGGCAUUAUGCAGGUUAAGUUAGCCUUAGCUAACAUAAUUUUAAAAUACAGGGUGACGUUAGACAAGAAAACAAUAACACCCAUCCGACUUCUUCCUUCUCCCAUGGUUCCCGUUGUUGAUGGAGGUGUGUGGGUGAAUUUUGAAAAACUUUGAGGGUCCCGUCUCAAGAUAUCGGUUGGUCCAAAAAUCUGGGCAAUUAAAUACUGCCAGGUUAGCUUAUAGUUAAAACUAUUUCAGCAAAUUGUUGAACUUCAAGCACACUAUUAGGAUCAUUUCACUAAUCUCCCAAAUCGGAUUUUCAAACUCUUUAUUAAUUUACUCAAUUCAUUUCAGUUUAUUCUGUUAAGAAACAUGAAUGCUUAUAAUUAGGGACUAAAAAUAAAUACAAAGUAUUAUAAAAUAACAGAAAAAAGAUAUUUCACGAUGAACACAUAACAUAUCUUAGGUGACACUUGAAUUUUGAAAUGGAAUAUAUGUAUAAUGAUCCCAUUGUGAUACAUCGACUUUUUUGCAAAAUUUUUUGUUUCUUGAUUUUUCACAGAAAUUUGGUUUGUCUUGUGGCAUGAUUGUGAAUAUGUCCAAUUCGAAUAAAAUUUGAGUUUGA
Messenger RNA from Leptinotarsa decemlineata (Colorado potato beetle), 2117 nucleotides. RefSeq names its product cytochrome P450 6a8. Gene Ontology annotation, molecular function: heme binding; monooxygenase activity; oxidoreductase activity, acting on paired donors, with incorporation or reduction of molecular oxygen. NCBI's taxonomy places the organism in Eukaryota, Metazoa, Arthropoda, Insecta, Coleoptera, Chrysomelidae. The record is from RefSeq and is a predicted model, not a curated record.